Rotaria sordida is the source of this 912-nucleotide messenger RNA. Lineage: Eukaryota; Metazoa; Rotifera; Eurotatoria; Philodinida; Philodinidae. The record is from the annotation of a GenBank genome assembly.
AUGGAACCAGUUAUUCUCACUGGAGAUACGAAUAAUAACGGAAAUGGAACUGAUCCUAGUCAUUGCUACAAGAUGAAAAGUUCUACUGACGAACUAAAUGAAUGUGUAUGUAUGUGCACGACAAUGCCAUCACCACCAUCACUGUCGUGUAAGCCAGAGGUUCGAACUUUAUUCGUAUCCGGUUUACCAAUGGAUGCUAAACCACGAGAACUCUAUCUUCUAUUUCGAGGAUUUAAGGGUUAUGAAGGAAGUUUACUUAAAGUAACAAAUAAAAAUGGUAAAAAUUUAUCACCUGUUGGAUUUGUCACAUUUACUAGUCGAGUUGAUGCUGAAACUGCUAAACAAGAACUAACAGGAGUUCGAUUUGAUCCUGAUCUUCCAGCAACUCUUCGACUUGAAUUUGCUAAAUCGAAUACUAAAGUUCAAAAACCUAAACAUCCAAAUCAAAAUCAAUUAACAGCUGCAACACAACAAUAUAUUCAAAUUCCACAAGAACUUGGUGCUGCUUUCUUUCCUACGGAAGCUUGGGGUCAACCAUUAACAUUCGAUUUAGGUCCAGCUGGUUUACAUCAUCCAGCUUUAUUACAUACAACUCUUCAUGGUCCACCAAUGAGUUUGGGUCAUCCAAUGCAAGCCACUACAGGUAUGACACAAUUACAACAAUCAAAUCAAGCUGUAGCUGUUGCAGCAGCUAAUGGACAAUUGAAUGGUGGUUGUUCAACAUUAUUUUUAACUGGCUUUCCUGAGCAUGAUUUUAAGAAUAUGUCAUUUGCUUUUAAUCAACCAAAACACCAACAACAACCAGUGACUCUUGUUGAUUUAGUUGAAAAACAACAAUUAUCGCUCAAACGUUCUAUGGAUGAAAAUCUAUCAACAUCGGAUAAAAACAUAAAACGUUUACGGCAUCCAUGA